GAUUAAAUGAUUAAAUGUAACAUCUAGAUUAAAAUUUUUUUCGCGUAAAAUUAUUAUUGAUAUGUAACAGUAUAAAUACACCCAUUUAUUUAUGAAUUACAUUUUACUAACGUUUAUAAUCUAGUAAUAAUACCUAGUAACGAAUCAUAAUGUCUGACGACGGAACUUUUUUAUUUACCUCAGAAUCUGUUGGUGAAGGACAUCCAGAUAAAAUUGCUGACCAAGUAUCGGAUGCCAUCUUGGAUGCCUGUCUCAAAGUCGAUCCAUUUUCCAAAGUUGCUUGUGAGACUGCAACGAAGACUGGGUUGAUUUUUGUAUUUGGAGAAAUUACAAGCAAGGCUACUCUUGAUUAUCAACAGAUUGUCAGAGAUACUAUUAAACGUAUUGGUUAUGAUGAUUCAUCCAAAGGAUUUGAUUACAAGACAUGUAAUGUGCUUGUAGCUAUCGAACAACAAUCGCCCGAUAUUGCACAAGGUCUUGUACAAAAAGGCGAAGACCUUGAAGAAAUUGGUGCUGGUGAUCAAGGUAUUAUGUUCGGGUAUGCUACUGAUGAAACUCCUGAGUUAAUGCCACUUAGCCUGGUAUUAGCUCACAAGUUAAACAAAAAAAUGGCGGAUCUUCGCAGAGAUCAAACUCUUAACUGGCUUCGACCAGAUUCCAAGACCCAAGUUACCGUACGUUAUAAGAAAGAAAAUGGCGCAUUAAUCCCUAUUGAAGUUGAUUCCAUCGUAAUUUCUAUACAACAUUCUCCUGAAAUUGAUACACCCGAACUUCGAGCUCAAAUAAAGGAACACGUUGUCAAUGCAGUUAUACCAGCAAAAUACCUCACGGAAAGAACUACUUAUCAUAUGCAACCUUCCGGAAAAUUUAUUAUCGGUGGACCUCAAGGUGAUGCUGGUUUGACAGGACGUAAGAUUAUUGUUGAUACGUACGGUGGUCAUGGUGCCCACGGUGGUGGUGCUUUCUCUGGCAAGGAUUGGUCCAAAGUUGAUCGCUCUGCUGCAUACACUGCUCGCUGGAUUGCCAAAUCUCUCGUUGCGGCUAAGUUGGCGCGUCGCGUAUUGGUUCAACUUUCUUAUGCUAUUGGAGUUGCUGAACCCCUUUCUAUCUUUGUUGAUACCUACGGUACUUCAACUAUAAAAGAAUCCGAGAUAUUGAACAUUAUUAAAAAGAACUUUAAUUUGAAACCAGGUGUUAUUGUACAACAACUUGGUCUUCAUAAACCAAGUGGUUGGAGUUAUGAACAAACUGCCGCUUAUGGACAUUUUGGUCGUGAAGAGUUUCCAUGGGAAAAAGUCAAGCAUUUGGACAUUUAAUAAAAUCUUAUUUAUUUAUUUUAAUAUACAUAAUCACUAAAGAAUUGACUCCAUAUUAAUGUAACCUAAAAAGCCUGAUAUUACCUAAGAUUAGAUAAAAUUUACACUGUGUAUUUGCUCAAUGAUUAAUUAUAAUUAUAUAAAAUAAUUAUAUUGUAAUUAAAUUAAUAACUUUAGACGGUUACAUAUAAUAAAUAAUAUUAAUCCAGAAUUUGUACAGUUUUUUUAGUUUUU
Rhizophagus irregularis DAOM 181602=DAOM 197198 is the source of this 1550-nucleotide messenger RNA. Its product is annotated as S-adenosylmethionine synthase. Gene Ontology annotation, molecular function: ATP binding; methionine adenosyltransferase activity. The record is from RefSeq and is a predicted model, not a curated record. Gene Ontology annotation, biological process: S-adenosylmethionine biosynthetic process. Lineage: Eukaryota; Fungi; Glomeromycota; Glomeromycetes; Glomerales; Glomeraceae. Gene Ontology annotation, cellular component: cytosol.